AUGGGUCCCAAAACUGCAAACUUAUUAAAACUUAUAUUGUGCGUUUUAAAUAUUGUAAACGUGGUUUUUGGAGUUGUUUUAAUUGUAAUUGGUUCUUAUACCAUAGCUGUAGGCUUUGAUUGGCAAGAUUACACCGCUUCGAUUAUCGUCAUUGUGUCCGGAUCGAUAUUAAUUGUUAUUGUUAUAUUGGGAUGUUGCGGUUCAAUCCGUGAUUCAUUUCUACUUUUAAUGCUUUUUUCUGUGGGUGUGUUGUUAUCAGCUCUUUUAGAUAUCGGGGCUGUAGUUGUAGCUAUUUGUCUGAAAUUGCAUUCAGAUCCGACCGUGAGGGAACAUCUGGAUAAAGGAAUCGCUGAUUAUGCUUCUAGUGAGAAGUAUAGAAGACUUUGGGACUCAUUGCAUAAACGACAUAAAUGUUGUGGUAUCGAUGGUUAUGAUGAUUGGCAAAAGAAAGGAUUACCAGUUCCUGUAUCUUGUUGUUAUGAACUAACGAAUCCUAAUGAAAUAGCUAAAGAAAAUGAUUUGUGUCAAAACGCGCCUAAUAAUCGGACAUAUUUACACGAAAGUGGUUGUUUUUACACGUAUCACCGCAGUGUUGAAAAGGCUAGUGUUUUUAUUAUUGCUACAGGACUUAUAAUGUGUUGUUUAAAGAUAAUUUCAAUAGCAAUUGGAUGUUGCAUAGCUUUUUAUGUAAAAGAUGCAGAGUGAAUCUUAACAAUAAAAUAAACCCGAUA
Messenger RNA from Onthophagus taurus, 731 nucleotides. RefSeq names its product 23 kDa integral membrane protein-like. NCBI's taxonomy places the organism in Eukaryota, Metazoa, Arthropoda, Insecta, Coleoptera, Scarabaeidae. Gene Ontology annotation, cellular component: plasma membrane. The record is from RefSeq and is a predicted model, not a curated record.